This is a messenger RNA of Phoenix dactylifera (date palm), 4134 nucleotides long. Its product is annotated as tRNA (5-methylaminomethyl-2-thiouridylate)-methyltransferase. Lineage: Eukaryota; Viridiplantae; Streptophyta; Magnoliopsida; Arecales; Arecaceae. Gene Ontology annotation, biological process: tRNA processing. Gene Ontology annotation, molecular function: sulfurtransferase activity. The record is from RefSeq and is a predicted model, not a curated record.
CCUUGUGAGUUUGGGGUGAAGCUCGCCAAAAUUUUCAUUUUUUCGCUUUUCAUCGCCUUCAUCCUUUCCUUUUCGUUGGAACAUCCGAGAGGAUUCAGUUUCCUGCCCAACCCCGGCGCUGGAAACCGAACAUGCGGAGAGCCAUGGCCGCUCUCUCUCCCUUCUCGCUCUCCCUCCCAAAACCAAAUCUCUAUGUCAAACGACCCCCUCUCUUCGUUUCUUCUCCUUCUUCUUGUCUUCAAUUUCUCUUGAUAUCCCGUCCGACUUCCACGAGGCCUCUGACAACUAGCUCUUCUUCUUCUUCUUCUUCUUCUUCUCCGGCGCUCGCGCCGCCGCCCCCUUGUCCACCUCCUCCUCUGUUCUCCUCUAGCUCCUCUGAUGCCGUCAAUCUCGAGCCCUACCUCGGUUGCUCCAUGCCCGGGAAGCGCCUCAAGGUCGCCGUUCUUCUCAGCGGCGGCGUGGACAGCAGCGUCGCCCUCCGCCUCCUCCACGCCGCUGGCCACGACUGUACCGCUUUCUACCUCAAGAUUUGGUUUCAGGAAGAUUUUAAGAACUUUUGGUCUGAAUGCCCCUGGGAUGAAGAUUUGAAGUAUGCAAGAACUGUUUGUGAUCAGGUUGACUUGCCUUUGGAGGUCGUUCAUUUAUCAGAUGAAUACUGGAAAAAUGUGGUAUCUCACAUUAUUAGUGAAUACCGUAGUGGCCGCACUCCAAAUCCUGAUGUUCUUUGUAAUACAAGAAUCAAAUUUGGUGCUUUUUUGGAAGCCAUUGGAGGUAUGGAGUUUGAUUAUGUUGCUUCAGGACAUUAUGCACACGUUAUUCACUCAUCAUCAGAACAAAGAGAUGGGCCUUCCAUCCUAAAAUUAUCAAAAGACAUGGUGAAGGAUCAAACCUAUUUUCUCUCACAUUUAUCACAGUUUCAGCUUAGGAGGCUUCUUUUUCCUAUUGGUUGUAUACCAAAGGAUGAAGUGCGUAGGCUAGCUAGUUUAAUGGAUCUUCCAAACAAAGAUAGAAAAGACUCUCAAGGAAUAUGUUUUCUUGGAAAGGUUAAGUUUUGUGAGUUUGUUGCAAAGCAAAUAGGGGAGGUGGAGGGUAUACUUUUAGAAGCUGAGACAGGAGAUUACCUUGGAAAACACCGGGGCUUUUGGUUCUAUACUAUCGGUCAGCGUCAAGGUCUGCGCCUUCCUGGAGGACCCUGGUAUGUUGUUGAAAAGGACGUGCAGAACAAUGUUGUUUUUGUAUCAAGAAACUACUUUUCACUGGAUAAAAGGAGGCGCACAUUUCGUGUUGGAUCAUUAAAUUGGUUUAGCGGUUCACCUCCUUCAGAGAAUGAGCAACUGCAGUGCAAGGUUCGACAUGGUCCUGGCUUUUACGACUGCAGCAUAACAGAAUGGUCUAGCAAAGAUGGUCAUGAAGAAGUUGUAGAGGUGCAUAUAUCUGAAGAUGACCAGGGUCUAGCUGCGGGGCAGUUUGCAGCAUUCUACUGCAAUGAUAUCUGCCUAGGAUCUGGAGUGAUUUUGGAUUCCUGGGAUGACAAGAGCUUUCCCAUUUGCACAAAGGCUUUGGAGAUUGCAAAAAUGGAGGACAAGUCGAAACUUGGAAAACCCGUUAAGAUAAAGAACGCGGAAAGAUGUUAAAGUGAUGAAAAAUUCUGGUGCUUCAUGGACAUUCUGAGCAUCCUAAGCAUAUUACUGCAGCUGAGACUCGAAAACAGGGAAGAUCUUUAGAUUCCCCGGAUGAUUGAGAGAGGAUUUUAAUGUAUUAUUAUUACGUGUCACUGUCCUGAAAUGCUGUGAUUUUGGUGGGGCUGAAAUCAAUUAUGAAUGUUCUUGAAGCCGAGGCGAUGCAUCGCAGGAAAGGGUUCAAAGAUUUUAAAAGUUACAUUGUUUUCAUAGUUUCAUGGUCCAUACCUACCUGCUCCUGAAGUCUUUUUGGACAACGGAGAAGCCAGUCAGGAUAUUGCAAGCUCCCCACAAACUGAAGCAAAUGAGUGACCCGGCUGCUGAUCUUACAAGCAAUUUCCAACCUCAUACAGAAUGGCGAACAAGAAUUUAGAGUUACACGAAUCUUAAACAGGAUCGUGGUACUUGGUAAAAUGUUUGGUUUAUAAUUAUUGUAUGCUAUUUUUAUAAUUACGGGAUGCCAUCAUAUAGUCUUCUGUAGUUGUGUAUAAUUUGAGACAUUAUUAAAAAGCUGUAAUGCCACUUCUUUUAGAUCCUUCUAUAUUUAAGCUGGAUUAAGUAUGCUCGCAAGUCUUUUCAUUUUCUUUACUCGAGUUGAAUCUAGGAAUAUCAUCAAGUAUAACAAAUACCCAUUGAAGCGGGACAAAAAUAUUGUGAUAUUUCAACAGAUGACUCAAUUUAAAUGCUGCCAUUUGAGAGCAACCCCCAUGUUUCACCAUUUAAACUCGGAAUUUUUCUUAUACUCUAGCAUUUUGGAUGGUUGAUACUGGGUGGUAAGAUUAUUUAUACCAAAUAGACUGAUAGAAGUCUUAGCAAAAAAUAGACUGAUAGAAAAGCAUAAGCCUUCAAUUUUUCUGCAUACUUGAAAUAUAGAUCCUUUCUGGAGUAUUGUGGUUCUUUUAUUAUUGGUAACUCAUCAUUCUCCCUGAUAUGCUGAAUUUCACAGACUAAGACAGGAAAUGCUCCAGAACCCUGGUCAUUUGCUCAGUGGCACAAAUGUUUUCCUAUGCCACAUUGCGUGAAGCAAUUGGUGCAUUCAUGAACAACCAUAACACAUUCUAUUCAUGCCACAUAAGCAUGGGCAUCAGUGAACAUUAAUCUUCUGCAGCGGAAGACAGGAAUCCAGGCCACUAAAGCCAACUAAUCCAAAACCCUUCCUCCAUAUUUUUCUCUCCCUUUCGCUUGACCAAGUCGCUCAACAAUCACCAAGCAGUUGAGCUGUCGUUUGCUCUCUUUUUUUCUUGCCACAAAUAAUCUUCAUUGUCUCAUAUUAGUCUCACUCGCAAGAGAGAACAAAUCUGAUUUCCAUGGCUACAAAAGAACUGGUCUCCUUUACCUCUCUUCAGGAAGCCGGAAUGAUCAAACCAAUCACGAAAAAAACAUCCGAAAAUAAAAUACUUAAAAAACUCAGAAGAAAUAUUUAAAAUAUUUACCCCUACUAGUUUCAAACCGCGUGCGAUCCAGUCCAGGGAAAGCGUGGUAAAGAGCCGUCCACACAACUGGAUUUCUUUCCUUUGUCGUAUUGUUCUUGGAUUUUCUUCAAACAACCGGCAAUUAAAAACAGAAUAGAAUACUCUUCAAUCAACGGCACAGAUGCUAAGAUCUAGGGGGAUAAAAAUCUAUUAAUAAAUCUGAGCCGAACUCUGAGCAUGAUUGCAAACGACACCCCACAAACAAUUAAGAAGGCCACUCUUAAGUUUCUAAUUGGAUUUAUGGGCAAGGUCCCCUCAAUUGCUUUCUGUUGUCUUGUUCUCAGUGUUUCAGAUUUCUAAAUUGCUUCGGUUUUUGCGGCCCAUUCAUUGGAUUAGCUUUGGAAUUUUGUUGCAACGAUGAUUAGCAAAAUUCCCCUUGUUUCCUCCUAUUCCUAUAUAUAUUCCAUGAUCACUUGCUAGAUCACCUGUUAGAUUUGGAGAGAGAAUCAGAAUAUAAUAUAUACAUAUAUAAAUAUUUUAUAUCAUCAUUUCCAUCUUUUGCUCUUUUGUAAUGCCUCAAUUACGGACCAUCCAGGAAAGAAAGAAGAAAAACCAAAAUUUCAUCCAUCAGAUUCCACUUCGAGUCUCCCAAGCAGCCGAUGUUCUUUUCCAAAAUCCACUCAACAUGAAAACUUUCUUUUGUUUUUCCAAGAAUAAAGCAUGAAAACACUUUUAAAUUUCAAUUCUUUCCAGAACUAGAAAAAUAUCCCCUUAAAAAACAUUUCCACCCCUCUUUUGGGAGAAACAUAAACACAUCCCCCAACAUCCAUCCAAUCCAUGCAUCCCCAAACAACCAAGACAUAUUAAUAGAAGCGAAUAACGCUCAUCAGCCUGUUGAAAGAAAACCCCACUAGAUUUUCGCAAUUUCUACAAAAAUCUCUCCCCCAUCACCACCACCACCACCACCGUAUUAUUGCUCAAAAAACAAACAAACAAAAAAAAAGCCUCUCAACAUACGUAAGACAAAAGGGGAUCCAAAGAUU